This is a messenger RNA of Brienomyrus brachyistius, 4075 nucleotides long. RefSeq names its product protein phosphatase 1, regulatory subunit 9A (gene ppp1r9a). Lineage: Eukaryota; Metazoa; Chordata; Actinopteri; Osteoglossiformes; Mormyridae. Gene Ontology annotation, molecular function: actin filament binding. Gene Ontology annotation, cellular component: dendrite; postsynaptic density; cytoplasm. The transcript has 20 exons. The coding region runs from base 441 to 3845 and encodes 1134 amino acids. The record is from RefSeq and is a predicted model, not a curated record. Gene Ontology annotation, biological process: calcium-mediated signaling; actin filament organization; neuron projection development.
GAUUUAAACAAAUUUGGGUGAGCACUGUAUGAGGACAGACCGGCCUUUACGAUUUAUUAGAAGCUGAAGAAGCUGCAUCUCAGCUUUUAACAAGGAGACUCUUUAAACAGCUGGAGUGGUUUAUAAUUCCUGUUGAGUUAGGAGCAUUCGAGCACUUACCCGACAGUAAGCUCACACUUGCGUAUAUUAUAGUUGGCCUUUGGUCUCCCUGUUCUAGGCGCUCCUUCUCUGCCGGGAACUUUCAGGAGCUUUCUUAUCAUGAAAAGGCAUCAAGCCGUCCGGAACGGGGACUAGGGGACACUCACCGCUCCCGAACCGGAUGGACUGGCAGCGAUCGCGGCACCAAGGUGAGUGUCCGAUCGGAACGUUGCUUGGGAAAUAUGGAGAGCAUGGAAUGAAGGACCAGCAAUGGUGAAGUCUUCACCAUUCCUUAAACAAGCAUGAUGAAAACAGAGGGUUCUGGGGAAAGGUCCACCCUGCGGAGUGCUUCUCCCCAUCGGAACGCCUACCGAGCCGAGUUCCAGGCCCUGAAGAAGGCCUUCGACCAGCCCAGGCAGGAUGGAGAACAUAAACACAAGGACCCAGAAAGGGCCAAGCAGCCGAGAGGUCGGCAGUAUGGCAGCCACGUCAGCCGGAUUAAGGACAUGUUCAUGCAGAUGGGGACAGAUAACGCCGGACCGGCCUGCAAGAGCAAAGUACAGGACGAGCCUUCGCCACAGAAGAUCACCAAACCCACCAACUUCGUCAACAGAGCCGACGGCUCCGUGGUCAAACUGCAGCCCGCGCUCGUUGAACGCACCGCCAAGUUCACGGAGGCCAGGAAGAUCUUCGAGCAGAGCACCCGCGAGACAUCGCAGUCGCCGGUGUACUGCUCCGGCCGUGAGAAGAGAAGCCUGCAGGACCAUGCGGAAGAGUGGAGGGGCACGCGCUCAAACCGGGGAAGCACGGACUCCCUGGACAGCCUGUGCUCGAGGACGGAGGCCGCGUCCCCCACCGUGAGCCAGCUGAGUGCCGUCUUCGAGAAUGCCGACCAGCAGCAGGCCGUGGGACUCAGGAGGAGCACCGGGCGCGCUCUAUACUCCCCCGAUGGCUUCCACCGACACGCCGAGCUCAGCGAAGACGACGCCAGCUCCCGUCAGUCGCCGUCUCGCGGCAGCCACAGACACCGCGGCGGUAAGCAGACCAUUCCCCCAUCAUCAUCCUCGGAGGAUCUGCUCAGUCCCAGUCCCCUGUCAGAGGUGGCCGAUGGUGGCCAGGCUGUCCCGGAUGGUCCCCGGCAGAAGGAGGAGGAGCCGAAUGAAACAGAAGCAGAUCAGGGAGACAGCGAAGGUGUAGGUGAGGGAGAGCGGCCGCAGAAUCUGCAGAAGCAGGUGGGCACCUUGACUGAGGCCGUGGGAGUAAGCACAGAGGCGGUGGUUUGUGACGCUGUCGCCGAGAAUGCUCCAGACGCAGUGGCCAACGAAGUCGAGCGAGACAGGCAAGGUCACGCCGCGCAAGGCCAGGCGAAAGAUCCCGACGAGGACUACACCGGCAACGAGAGGGUGAUUUACAACGCGGAUGGCGAUGCUUGUUACCAAGGCUGGGGAGAGAGCUGCACAGACCCUGAGGAUGACGAGGACACAUGCUACGACCCGGGCCCCGAGAUCACGGAAAUCCCCGGCUUGCCGGAAGAACCGGAAGACGAGAUCCCCAAAAGGAGGAAAAUCAGAUUCAGUACUGCGCCAAUGACGGUGUUCAACACGUACUCAAAUGAGGAUUACGACCGGAGAAAUGAGGAGGUCGACCCAGUGGCUUCCUCUGCGGAAUACGAGCUGGAGAAGAGAGUGGAAAAGCUGGAACUUUUCCAAGUUGAGCUGGAAAAAGACGAUGACGGCCUGGGAAUCAGCAUCAUCGGGAUGGGAGUUGGUGCUGAUGCAGGCCUGGAGAAGCUGGGCAUCUUCGUCAAGACUGUCAUUGAAAAGGGGGCCGCGGAGAGGGAUGGCAGAAUCAAGGUUAACGACCAGAUCGUGGAGGUGGACGGGACCAGCCUGGUGGGGGUGACCCAGAGCUUCGCUGCGUCCGUCCUGAGGAACACCCAGGGCGUGGUCAGGUUUGUGAUUGGCCGAGAGCGGCCCGGCCAGGUGAGCGAAGUCGCCCAGCUGAUCAGCCAGACGCUGGAGCAGGAGCGGCGGCAGCGGGAGAUGAUGGAGCAGCAAUAUGGGCAGUACGACGCAGACGACGACGAGACAGGGGAAUACGCCACGGAUGAGGACGAGGAGGCAGGCCGGGCCCUAACGGGCGGGGAGAUGACCAUCGAGGUGUUCGACUUGCCAGAAACCGAGGACAUGUAUUCGCCCUCAGAGGCGGACGCCACCAAACUCUCGCAGAAGUUCCGUGAGCUGCAGAUCAAGCACACCGUUACUGAGGUAGAGAUACAGAAGCUUAAAAACAAGCUCCAGGCUGUGGAGAAGGAGAAGCAGCGCUGGGAGAAGGAGAAGGCCCAGCUGAGGCAGAGCAUAGAAGACAACAAAGAGAGGAUGAUGAAGCUGGAGGGCUACUGGAUCGAGGCACAGACACUCUGCCACACGGUCAACGAGCACCUGAAGGAGACCCAGAGCCAGUACCAGGCCCUGGAGAAGAAAUACAACAAGGCCAAGAAGCUGAUUAAAGAUUUCCAGCAGAAGGAGCUCGAAUUUGGCCAGAAAGAGGAGGCUGAGAGGAAGAAGCUGGAGGACGCUGACAAGGCUCAUUUGAUAGAGAUCCAAGGAUUGCAACAGAGGAUCUCAGAGCUGGAAGCAGAGCUGGGGCAACUGAUAAAGCAAAAUGGCACCCAGGUGAACAGCAACAACAACAACAACAGUGUGAGGAGCUCCGAGGGUCAACAGAGGCCCUCACAGACUGUUCUCAGCCAGGCGAUUCCGGAGGCACGGCGGUCAGGCAGCGAGGUCCCCAAGGCUCACAUCCAGCUUCCGGCAAAGACCUACGGGCAGAGAUUCCCCAGAGUCCCAGGGAGAGGCAGCGCCAGCUACACAGAGGGGAACGAUGACUGUGAGAUGAAGGCGUCUGAAGGGUGCAGCAACAAUACCUCCGGACCCAGAGCCCAGUCGGCAGGUUCAGCGCCGGAUGCAGCUAGGGAGAGCCGUGAACAAGGCUGUCAGUCCCGGAAGGGUUCUAGCUCGUCGCUGGUCCAGGGGGAGAAAGCCAGCAGGAGAAUCCUCAAUCUCAGCUCCACAGAGCCCUCAGCAGAGAGCAGCCCGGAGAGACACAGGAACAAGAAAUACCUGUCGUGGCCCAAUUUCUUCUCUUAUUCAUAUAAUGUGAGCUCGGUUCAGAACGAGGACCCCGGUAAUAUGGACUCGGUGGAUUUCAGAGGGCCAGUGGCUGAACCCAAAAGUCUGGGACGCUCACACGCCUCACCGCUGUCAUCAGAUGAGAGCUUGGAUAUGAUGGACAACGAGGAGGUGGUCGAGAAGAUAUUGGAGGAAGACCAGUCCCCCAAAGACCACCACUGGCAGAAUCGCAGUGUCCUGGAGUGGAAUUGCCAGCAGGUAUCCCAUUGGCUGAUGGGCCUCAGCCUGGAGCAGUAUGUCCCAGCAUUCACUGCCAAGAACAUAGAUGGAGAGCACCUUCUACAGAUGGACAGCAGCGGCCUUAAGGACCUGGGUGUGGUGUCUUCUCAAGACCGUGCUCUGAUCAAAAGGAAGGUGAGGGACCUCAAAGCUAUCAUGGAGAAGGCUCGGAAGAGCCGGGAGAAGCUGGAGAAGCACAUGGAGAAGCUACGCAGGAAGAAGACGGAGCAGACGCAGAAGCUGGCGUGGAAAGGCGGCGGGCCCUCUGCAGCGCCAGCAGAGGGCGCCGUCGAGUAGCCUGCCAAGGCUUGCGUGUUCCUCAAAGCAGCACUCCCUACUGUAUGGAGACAGAGCAAGACCUUUGCUAAAGAAAAACUACUUUCAAGUAUUACUUUCAAAAGGCUGCUGAUGGCGAGGGGAAGAGCCAGAGUCCUACGCCUGGAUGUGACUGGAGACGCUGGACCCUUUCCUUGUUGCACUCGUCCUUCAGUUUUAGGGAGUUCCCUCAUCGUUCACUCCUUUUUUGA